GACCAAGCUGUAAUAGUGGGGACAAAAAAUCGUUUCUCGCUUUCCCAUCUCGAAAUUGUUCACUUCAUUCCUCCGUGAAACCCUAAAUCGGAGAAACGUAGAUGGCUUUCUAAUCCAGUGAUCCUCCUCGGUUAUUUGAUAGACUCCGGCCGGCAAAGCUCGGAAAUUGAAGUGGUGGAGGUUGUCUAUCUUCGCGCGGGCCCGGCGGUGACGAGAAGAGUUCAUCAUUGGGAGGAAAGGUGAAUUUGUAGUCUCUUCGUGAUUUGCUUCAUCAUUGUGGGAAAAGGUAAAUUAGUAGUCUUUUCGUGAUUCUGCUCUUACUUCAUCUUCUCUUUCCAAUCGUUUCGUAGUUCCCGGCUUUGGGAUUCCCAGAAUUAGAAAUUGUCUGUAGUACCAGCAGAACAGCAGGAAGUUAGGGAAAGCCCGAAAAGGGCGGCGUGACAGGCUAAGCCGUCUUCCAGGACCAAUUAUUUAUCACAUCCUUUCUUUCCUCGACACCAAAUCGGCCGUUCAAACCUCUGUGUUGUCCAGAGCGUGGCGAUGCGCUUGGAAACAUGUCCCUGUCCUCAAUCUAGACAAGACUUCCUUCGAGCAGUAUUCGAGUUUCAUUAAAUUUGUGGACAACGUUUUGUCCCUCCGCUAUCCCCUCAGACUCCGUGAGGUCAGCUUCAUUGACAGUGGGACUUGUGUUGUGGUCAGCUUCAUGGACAAUGAUGGGAUUAUGGAUGAACAUGGUGAACGGGAAGAGCAUCGACUGUAUGCGAGGGUCAUCGGAUAUGCACUCUUGCAUGAUGCUCAACAUAUUGCGAUUGAUCUUGAUGAUGGAGAGGAGCCCGGGUGCAGUCCUGAUUUCUUUCAUUUGUUUGGCUCAGUCACGAAAAGCAAUAUCGAAACUCUACAAUUAAGAGCGGUGAGCUUCCGCAAUUCUCAAUACUCUGGUUUUGGAUUCGUGACUACUCUGGAUUUGUACUACUGCUGGGUGACGGAUCUGGAUGUCUUUUCUGAUUCUAACUUCCCUUGUCUGGAGAAUUUGGUCAUGGAGGAGUGUUCAUGCUACAAGUAUACUCGUACGGAAACCAUAUCUGGGCUAAAUUUGGUUAGCCUGAAACUCUUUCCCGUGCCAUCUCAGCGACUUGAAAUACGUGCUCCAAAACUCAACUUCUUGAGCCUUGCUUUCAAAUUUGAAGUGAAGCUGUUAAAGUCAAGCCUCCCUUCUCUUGAGCGUGCUGAAAUUCGACUUAGUUUUUUGUUUAGGUUUGAUCCCGACGACAUUGAGAAGCUACAGUUUAUCUCUUUGUUCCAAGAUUUGCAUAAUGUAGGAUCUCUCACGCUGGAUCACUUGACCGGGCUAAGAUCAUGUGACUAAGGAGGGGGUCCUUAGUCAUGUGACUAAGUGAAUCUCAGCCCUUCCCUCUCAUUAAAAUCCAAUGGCUGAGAUUAAUUUCUUUUAAUGAAGGAUAUAAUAGUAA
Molecule: messenger RNA, 1469 nt
Organism: Linum trigynum
Lineage: Eukaryota; Viridiplantae; Streptophyta; Magnoliopsida; Malpighiales; Linaceae
Source: the annotation of a GenBank genome assembly